Molecule: messenger RNA, 2087 nt
Organism: Raphanus sativus (radish)
Lineage: Eukaryota; Viridiplantae; Streptophyta; Magnoliopsida; Brassicales; Brassicaceae
Product: protein FRIGIDA
Exons: 3
Coding region: 248-1930 (560 amino acids)
Source: RefSeq, a predicted model, not a curated record
AGAUCGUGCACUGGUUAAUGCUAGAGCUUAUCUCAAUAUCAGAAAAGCUUCUCUGCCUUAUCGAGGCAACAUCACUUUUGUUUUAACUUGCUACAAAUGAUUCAAGCAUCAAAGAACCAAACAUGCCGUGUUUGACUUUCGAGCGAAGAUUGCUAUUUUUAAAGUACGAACCGCAUCUCUCCCGACAUGUUAACAAAAUUAGGGAUUUAACAAACAGAUCCACCUUUCUUCCUCCUCUUCAAUUCCCAUGGCCUUCCAUAAUGGUUCUCUGAUCCCUGCCCAUGAUCCAUCCACGAGGGAGAAUCAACCAUCGAUACUACGGUCUGGAGAAUUGCCGGCGACUGUUAAAACCGUGCCUACGAACCACGAAAUCACGAUCGAACAAUCUAACCAUCCUCAGUUUUCGAAAACCAUAGACGAUUUAACCGCGUUUUCAGCUGCGGUGAGCACCUUCAAACGCCACUACGACGACUUGCAAAGCCACAUGGAUUACAUCAACAACGCCAUUGACUCCAAUCUCAAGAGCAAAGGCAUCGCCGCAGCCACCACUGUUGCCUCACAAUCGCCGCCGGCGGAGGAGGUGGAGAGAUUGUGCGAGUUGAUGUGCAGCAAAGGCCUGCGUAGAUACAUGUACUCGAACAUCUCUGACCGAAGAGCUAAGCUAAUAGAAGAGCUUCCCGCAGCUCUGAAGCUAGCCAAGGAGCCAGCUAAGUUCGUGUUGGAAUGCAUCGGCAAGUUUUACUUGCAAGGACGCAAAGCAUACGCGAGCGAUUCCCAUAUGAUCCCCGCCAGACAAGUUUCGCUUCUCAUUCUCGAGUGUUAUCUUCUAAUGAUUGAUCCUAAGAAGCCCAUCAUUGAUAGUUCUUCUAUCAAGGAUGAGGCCGAGGCGGCUGCUGUUGCGUGGAAGAGAAGGAUGAUGAAUGAAGGAAGGUUAGCUGCCGCUGAGGCAAUGGACGCAAAGGGUUUGCUUCUGCUAAUUUCUUGUUUUGGGAUUCCUUCGAGCUUUACGAGUAUGGAUUUGUUUGAUUUGGUACGGAAGAGUGGUGCUGCUGAGAUUGCUGCUGCUCUGAAACGGUCACCUUUCCUUGUCCCUAUGAUGUCAGGUAUAGUUGAUUCAAGUAUCAAGCGUGGAAAGCAUAUUGAAGCACUUGAGAUGGUUUAUACCUUUGGGAUUGAGGAUAGGUUUUCAGCUUCUUCCAUUCUAACUUCAUUCCUAAGGAUGAGCAAGGAGUCAUUUGAGAAGGCAAAACAGAAAGCUCAAGCACCGAUAGCGUUUAAAGAGGCGAACCAAAAGUUUUUAGCUGCGUUAUUAUCAGUGAUGAAGUGUUUGGAGGCUCACAACUUAGACACAGAGAAAGAAGUACAAGGGUGGCAGAUCAAAGAGCAAAUUGUUAACCUGGAGAAAGACAUUCUUCAGCUCGACAAACAGAUGGAAGAGGAAGCAAGAUCCAUCAGGUUAAUAGAGGAAGCGGCAUUGUAUAACCAACAGAUGAAACGUCCAAGGUUGUCAAACAUGGAAAUGCCACCAGCAGCAGCUUCCUCAUCUUAUUCUCCUAUCUACCGUGACCAAAGCUUCCCUAGACACAGAGACGGACAUACAGAUGAAAUAUCAGCUCUUGUGAGUAGUUACCUCGGCCCAUCAUCAGGUUUUCCUCAUCGGUCAAGUCUCAGGAGAUCCCCUGAGCAUAUAGCUCCACCUGGUGGGUUAGGAAGAAGUGUAUCUACAUAUCAACACAUGCCUCCAAAUUCUUACUCCCCGGUUCCAAGAGGUCAAACUCUAGUUCACGGACAGAGACUUCCUCCAGAGUACACUCCUCCAGUUCAUGGGCAACAACAAAUACCAUAUGGUCUACAAAGGGUUUACAGGCAUUCACCAUCUGCAGAAAGAUACUUGGCUUUGCCCAAUCACAGGUCUCCUCGUAACACAUAAGAAGACCACAUAGGAGGAAUGUAAAUAAGCUACAAAAAGGUUUUUUUUUUUUUCCAAUAACAGUCUUUAAAAUUAUUUAAAGAUACUUUAAUAAGCAAAGUUUAUACUGUAUAAUUGACAUUUCAUUCAGAUGCUAAAGUUAUGAUUGAUUCUCAGA